AUGGCAACCUACAAACAAUACAUGAAAAACUGGGAACGAGACAGGAAAGAAGCUGAAAAGUAUCCAUUGACUCGGCGGAUCACGCUGAACGGCACAAGUGCUGAAGAUGAUUUCGAUCAUCCCGUUUCGACCAUCGACGUACACGCCGCCCUGGCCGUGGUGCCUUAUUGUCCCCCAACUGGGGAAGAUAGAUGGGCGCAGGUCUGGCUCGCAUCAGUACACCUCCUCAGCGGCAACCAAACGCACCCUGUCGUCGUCAAGCUCUUUCAAGAAUCUCUGUUCCCGCGUACAGACCCGACAGCUUUCGAAUACUAUUGUGCUUGGUCUGCCGCCGCGCUAUGCGAAGCCGAGGCAUGGGGGUAUGAACAAGCCAAACCUUUGCAAGGACUGCUGUUGCCGCACUCAAAUGGGUUUUAUCGCUUCGAACUUCCGUGCGAGCAGAUUGUUGUCGGUCAUGUUAUGGAAUACAUUGAAGGACAUCCGCUCGAACGAGACUUCGAUGGAAUGAUCGACGGCUCCUUCUACUCGCCGGAGAGUCAACUCGAGACAAUUCUCCCACAGCUUUCCCUCAGUGUAUAUUGUCUGCAUUUAUGCGGUGUUCACCAUGGCGACCUGUCUCCCAAUAACGUUUUGCUACUUCCUGGAAAGCCCAGUUUCUUUAUAUUUAUCGACUUGGAUCAAUGUUCUCCGUUGUUACCGAAUCCAUAUGGUAAACCGGAUAGCUCUGGCUUGUGUUACUGCCUUCAAGAACUUGAAUCUGGCGAGAAGGUCACUGCUUGGCUGGAGGAAGAGCUCGUCCGUAGCAAGGCUUGGGCGAUAGACGUUUUCACCUCGACGGAUGGGUUCGACGACCUCAAAGAGUCGACCCUAGCCAUAGAGGACCAGUACCAAGGUCAGGCUGGGUGGAUGAAGGAAGAGAAGGAGAGGCAAGGUUCAACGGACUGA
Messenger RNA from Dacryopinax primogenitus, 945 nucleotides. RefSeq lists its product as uncharacterized. NCBI's taxonomy places the organism in Eukaryota, Fungi, Basidiomycota, Dacrymycetes, Dacrymycetales, Dacrymycetaceae. The coding region runs from base 1 to 945 and encodes 314 amino acids. The transcript is spliced from 4 exons. The record is from RefSeq and is a predicted model, not a curated record. Gene Ontology annotation, molecular function: protein kinase activity. Gene Ontology annotation, biological process: protein phosphorylation.